Messenger RNA from Lachancea dasiensis, 2334 nucleotides. The record is from the annotation of a GenBank genome assembly. Lineage: Eukaryota; Fungi; Ascomycota; Saccharomycetes; Saccharomycetales; Saccharomycetaceae.
AUGAACACAGAGGAUCCGACGAAUGGGAACGAGGAAUCACAACCAUUGAUUCAUCAUGGCAGAACGAGGGAGAAUUCUGUUGCAUCCAUUUUUGCUCGCGGUCGGAGCAACACAAUCAAUGGACUAAAAACUGGGUAUGAUACUGUUAAGAGACAUCGAGUGCAAUUUAUGUACGCAGUUAUGGCUACAGCACUAUUAUAUCUGGGUUUCACACUUGCAUUUUUGCCUAGAACGUCUUUGUCUCGGGAUUUCCGACGGCUCCACUUCAGCAAACUCACAAAGGCAGAAACUUACCGCAUAUAUCUCGAGAGCUUGCAACGAGAAAACCACGCACAACAACAUCUGAGGACCUAUACUUCGCACAGGCAUCUGACGGGUGACGAAGAUGCUCUACAAUACACGGUGGACGAGCUUAAAGCACUCGGUUUUUCUUUAAAACUAGAGAAAUACUAUCCUUGGCUCAAUACACCGGUAGACACUGGAAUGUCUUUAGUUAUUGGAGGAAACACCGUGUUUGAGUCAGAAAUGAUGGAGGACUUUGUGGCCGAAGAUCCAUCCAGCUCUGGCCCUCAUCCAGUGAGGGCUUUCCAUGGUUAUUCGGCCAACGGAAAUGUGACUGCAAGUUUUGUGUACUGUGGUUACGGGAAGUCAGAGGACUACGAUCUUUUGAAGGACCAUGGUAUUGAUUUGAAAGGUAAGGUUCACAUUAUUCGCUACGACUCCAUGUUUCGUGGUCUCAAAGUCAAAAACGCCGAGGCCCACGGCGCCUCUGCUGUCAUUUUGUACACGGACACUUUUGAUGACGGAAAUGUCACGGAGGCCAAUGGUUACAAAGCAUAUCCACACGGACCCGCCCGAAACCCUAGUGGCUUUCAGAGAGGCUCAGUGGAGUACUUUACUGAAUUUCCAGGUGACCCUACGACUCCAGGGUACGCUUCCAAAUCACCGAAUACCAAACGGACAUCACCCAUGGGCAAAAUACCAACAAUUCCAUCGAUCCCUAUGAGUCAACGUGAUAUCGCCAAGCUCUUGCCUCAUUUGAACAAUAAGGGCAUCGCUUUCGAUGUUGGGGGUAAUGUAAAGGGCUUUGAGUAUUUCAGUGGGCCUUCGGAUCCUGACGUUCAAGUUAGGGUCUUCAAUCAGCAAGAAUACAAAAUUAAGGAAAUUACUGAUGUGAUUGCCGAGAUCCCCGGUAUCUUGGGAGGCAGCACCAUUAUAAUUGGAAAUCACAGGGACUCGUGGACAGUCGGGGGAGCAGGAGAUCCUAACAGUGGCAGUAGUAUACUACUGGAAGUGGCUAGAGGCCUAAGUGAGCUCGUAUCCAAGGGAUGGAGGCCGCUGCGAACCAUUCAGUUGGUGAGCUGGGACGGUGAAGAACCAGCAAUGCUAGGCUCUACUGAAUAUGGAGAAAACCAUGCAUCGAGGUUACAAAAACAAGUUCUGACGUAUUUUAAUCUCGAUACCGCAAUUUCUGGCUCCCAAUUCAAAUGUGAAGCCAAUCCAUUGUUAUCAGAACUAUUGAGAAAGUCCGCUGCAUCCACCCGUUUCUCAGGUAAGCCAGACGACACGUUACUAGACGUCUGGGAGAGCCAAUCACAGGGCCAUGUAGGUAUACUUGGAUCUGGUACGGAUUUUGCAGUUUUCCAGAACCACCUGGGAAUCCCGUCGGCAAAUUUUAAGUUCGUGGCCGACGGUCGCGACGAUGCUGUUUACCAGUAUCACACUAACUACGACACAUAUACGUGGAUGGAAAAGUACGGAGAUCCUGGCUACCACUUACAUAAUACCAUGGCUAUUUUCACAGGGAUGGCAGUUCUGCAGCUGAGUGAGAACGAGGUUGUGAACUUCAGUGUACACGACUACAUUAAAGACAUUGGGCGUUACUAUGAAACUUGGUACGAAAUGUUGAACCAAACAUUCACCGGAAACGAGUUUAUGCAGGAGAAAGCUCGAAAUCUUUCGACGUUAAUCACGCACAUUGUGAAUCAUGAGAGUCUGGCUUUCGACCAUCAGACUGCCUCACUUCGCAAGCUAGUCGUGAGGGACUAUCCAUGGUACAAGAUUCACAAUAAAAUCUCUAUCUACAUCAAUCUGACCAAAUUGAACGCCAAGCUCAAACGGCUAGAUCGUUUGUUCCUGACUGACCGAGGGCUUAAGGACAGAGACUGGAUGAAGCACGCUAUAUUUGGGCCCGAUAAGCUGCUGGGUUAUAAGGGUGAUGUUCUACCAGGACUGCAUGAGGCCGUUCUCGGGGGCAGUUCCCAGGAAACGCUCGAAUGGCUUCAUUUACUCCACAAACAAAUGCGUCUAGUCAAGGAGUUGCUGGCAUCCUAA